Messenger RNA from Nasonia vitripennis (jewel wasp), 600 nucleotides. RefSeq lists its product as uncharacterized. The record is from RefSeq and is a predicted model, not a curated record. The transcript has 2 exons. NCBI's taxonomy places the organism in Eukaryota, Metazoa, Arthropoda, Insecta, Hymenoptera, Pteromalidae. Bases 1 to 600 code for a protein of 199 amino acids.
AUGGCUAAUCCAGGCACGGUUGUAGCACACGUAGCUAAGCUAGUUAUUACCAUAGCUUGUAUGAAAUUCUUCAAGGAUUCCUUUUCCCUUCGAGUGACCGAACAAAGCUGGGCUGUUCGUGCCCUUCAGAUUCUCCUUGUGCACUCCAUUCUGGGCAUCUUCAGAUAUGGCGGCUCGAGCACCACAAAGCGCUUCAGAAACUUUUACGAGCUGUUUACGAGCAUCAUAGAGGUCGUGCCUUUUGCCUUCUUCACCACGGAGGUGCUGCUGAAGUAUCGCGUACGCGAGGAGUUGCGCUUCCUCCUUCUCGCCUUGGCCUUGUCCCCGAGCGUGAUUGAGCUCAGCUCGUCCCGAAUCAAAGACCGCUCGAAGCUCUCUAAAUUUACCAACAUUAUCUUCGGGCUGCAGUCGGCCGCGCUGAUAAUCGUCUGCCUACUCAACGAAAAUUAUGGGGGACUCAGUCUCGCUGCAUCGUUCGCCGUUUCCCGGUACUUCUCCGAGGACUUCUGCGACCACUACGAAGUGCCCUACGCUGAUCUGUCCCAGUACAGUCUGGGCUUCGUCGAGAUCUUCGCCCUCGCUACGCUCAAGGAUAUCUAA